Molecule: messenger RNA, 3967 nt
Organism: Lucilia sericata (common green bottle fly)
Lineage: Eukaryota; Metazoa; Arthropoda; Insecta; Diptera; Calliphoridae
Gene: SCaMC
Product: calcium-binding mitochondrial carrier protein SCaMC-2
Exons: 8
Coding region: 935-2902 (655 amino acids)
Biological process (GO): transmembrane transport
Cellular component (GO): mitochondrial inner membrane
Molecular function (GO): ATP transmembrane transporter activity; calcium ion binding
Source: RefSeq, a predicted model, not a curated record
AGUGCUCAAAUUUUUCUUUCAUCUUUUUGUGCAAAAAUCGGACUGAAAAAGAAAGUGUAUAAAAAUUGUGUUUAAUAGAAAUUUUUACUUCAUUUAUAAAAGUAAAAAAACUUUUAACAAGAACACAUUUUACGAUAGAAAAAAUACGAAUAAAUAGUGACAAAAAUUAAAGAAGAAAAAUUAUUUUUUUAAUAUAAUUUUUUUCUGUGAGAAAAGCAAGGCCAAACAAAUAAAUUUGCCAAAUUGGCAAAAAGAAAAAAAAAAUCGGAAUAUAAGCAAGAAAUUGUGUAUUUUCAAUUUAAAAAAGUAUUAAUAGAGUUAAAUGCAUUAUAAUACACAAUCUUUGGAAAGCGUAAAAUAGAUUCUUGGGAGUGUUUAAUACAUUGAAUUAAAAAAAUUAAAAAGAAAAGGUUUUGCAUCUUUAAACGCUUUUUUACAUUUAACAUCGGGUCUUCGAAUCAAAAAGUAUUAAAUAUAAACAACAAGUUGCUAGUUUAUUAAAGAAAAGGGAGAAAAACUAUACAAGAAUCCAAUUGAAAAAUAGAAAAGAAACGGAAAAAGGCGCGGAGUAAUAAAUUAGUUAAAUUCUCAUUUGUUUGCAAAAUAAAUAUUAAAUUAAAUGGAACUAGAUUGCAAAUAAAAUGAGUCCAUAAGUUUUCAUUUGAAUUUGAGAAAGCAAUAUAAAAAACCGAGGAGAGAAAGAUACAAACUAGAGGCAGACAUAGAGAGUGGGAGCGUUAAAUUAAAAAAGAGUAUUUAAUAAAUUAAUAAAAAAACACACCAAAGAAUUACUACAUACACAAACAUAUAAAGUAAUUUUUAUUAUUUUACCUUAAUUCAUUUUUGACAAGUACUUUCAUACAAACAUUAAGAAGAUACAUUAAAAAGAAGAAUAAUUAGUAGAAGUAAAUAAAUAAAAAAAAUAAUUUUGAGAAUGGUCAAUACGCAAGAGCACAGUAACAAUAACAAGAGUGCAAAUGUUAAUGAAAUUGAACAGUUGAAGGAUUCGUCCACGAAUUCCACGACAACACCAUCAACUACAGCAGCAAGAAGCAGCAUUCAUAAUAGUGUAGGUUCUUCGUCGUCCACCAAUUCCGACUCAUCUACAACAUCAUCAACAUUAAACUCAUCUUCACCAUCAUCCGCAACAACACCUGUAAAGCCUUUGUCGUCUACAACAAAUUUUGCUAAAAAUGCUUCAGCACAAGCCGCUACAGCUGGUUCACAAACUCAUCACAAAUUGAUACCCAUACAAAGUGUACUACACACAGCUGAUCACCAGCAUUACAAUCAACAACAUCAUCACACGCAUCACAAUUCGUCUCUUAAUCAUUCAUCUGUAAACCUGCAGUUGCAGCAGAGUGGUGCAACUUCUCAUCUUAAUGCUCUUAACACCUCUACAUUACAACAGUUUCUUAGCGGUGGUGCCAAUACUAACGUCAACACUGCAGCGGCCACUCAUGCCCAGUUGCCAUCCGAGUUGCCACAUGAGGAUGAGGAACGCUUGGAAAAUCUCUUCAAUCAACUUGAUCGGGACGGUAAUGGUCGCAUCGAUAUACACGAUCUCUCAGAAGCCUUGCGAGAAUUUGGUCUGUCGAGCGUUUAUGCCGAGAAAUUUUUGGAACACUCUGACCAAACACAAAGUGGAGAUGUGGGACUCGCUGAAUUUGUUCAUUAUGUGCGAGAACAUGAGAAAAAUUUACGUUUGCAAUUUUCUCACUUGGACAAAAAUCGAGAUGGCAAAGUCGAUUUGGAAGAGUUGAUAACAGCAUUUAAGGAAUUAGGUAUUGAAGUUGACAUGGAAGAAGCUAAGAUAUUAUUAUCAAGAAUGGAUCAAGAUGGCAGUUUAAAUAUUAGUUUUAAUGAAUGGCGUGAUUUUCUGUUAUUGGCACCUUCAUCGGAUAUACACGACUUAAUUAAGUUUUGGCGGCAUUCUACUUACCUCGAUAUUGGUGAGGAUAUGAACGUACCUGAUGACUUUACAGCAACAGAAUUACAAAGUGGCAUGUGGUGGCGCCAUUUGGCAGCUGGUGGUGUUGCUGGUGCUGUAUCACGUACAUGCACAGCUCCCUUAGAUAGAAUAAAAGUGUUUUUGCAGGUCCAAACACACAAGACAGGAAUCUCAGAUAGUUUAAGAUAUAUGCUUAAGGAGGGCGGUUUACGUAGUAUGUGGCGUGGUAAUGGUAUUAAUGUUAUAAAAAUUGCCCCCGAAUCGGCUAUAAAAUUUGCUGCCUAUGAGAAAAUUAAACGACUGAUACGUGGCGACGAUAAACGUCAAAUGACAAUUGGUGAACGUUUUAUGGCCGGUGCUGCAGCCGGUGGCAUUUCACAGACCGCUAUCUAUCCCAUGGAAGUAUUAAAGACACGUUUAGCUUUGCGCAAAACCGGCCAAUACAGUGGUAUUUUGGAUGCGGCGAAAAAGAUUUACGUCCAUGAGGGUUUACGCAGUUUCUAUCGCGGUUACAUUCCAAAUAUGUUGGGCAUUAUACCAUACGCGGGCAUUGACUUGGCCGUCUACGAAACACUAAAGAAGAAUUAUUUAAGUAGUCACAAUACAGAACAACCCAGUUUUCUAGUAUUACUAGCGUGUGGCAGUGCAUCCUCAACAUUGGGUCAAGUGUGUUCAUAUCCUUUGGCACUAGUGAGGACACGACUACAAGCUCAAGUCGUGCUUAAAUCGAAACAAAGUGGAUCACCUAUGGGAGGCAUACCCUUGAAACAAGCUGGUGCUGGCAACGAUGACAACAUGUUUGGCGUAUUUCGUAAAAUUUUACGGACAGAGGGCAUUUGUGGUCUUUAUCGUGGCAUAACACCCAAUUUCAUAAAGGUUCUACCAGCCGUUUCCAUAAGUUAUGUGGUCUAUGAAUACUCUAGCAGAUGUUUGGGUGUUAAUAUGACAUGAUGUGUUUGCUACAAAACAAUCAUUAUUUAUAUGACUUGCUACAUUAAAUUUACAUCCGAACAAACAAACAAACUAAAUAAAUCAGCAGCUGUGCUUGCUCUCUUUUCUUCGUCAUCUUCUUCCCAAACUACUAUCGAUCUAACAUAUAUUUUAAACUCUCUUCGCCCGUCACCUUUCACACCACCACCAUACCCAACAACUCUAACCUUACUACAUAUAUAAAUUAUAUUACGUUUACUGUAAUCAUAACAUUUAAAAAAAAAAAAUUAGCCUUAAUUUAGUUUAAAUUAUUCUUAUUCUAAUUCUAAUUCUAAUUCUAAUACUAUAUUUUUAUUUGUAUUGUAUUUGUUAGUAAUGUUUUUUUAUUAUGAAUACAAAAGAAAGAAAACAAGUAAUUGAAAGAAUGCAAGAGAAGAAUGAUAAAAAGAAAGUUAAUUUAAUGCCAAGAAAAAGCUAAAUGAAAUUAUUAAAGAAAAAAACAGAAAAAAAAUAAACUUUCCUAAGUGAUACUAUUGCUAAUAUUACAUAUAUAAUUAAAAAGCUAAUACAAAUAAUAGUAAACAAACCAACAAAUAAAAGAUUAAACAUUAAUAACCUAAAAAACAACCUAUACAUACCUAAAAAUAUAUUUAUUGAAAUGCUAAAGAAAAAAUGUUAUAGGAUUUUUUUGAUGGUAUUUAAAUUAAAUUAGUUAUUUUUAAUUUAUUUAUAAUAAAUAAAUAACUGCUUUAAACUUUGACCUCUUUUAAGAUAAUUGAAUUACAAUUCUUUGUUUUUUAUAUUUAUAAAUAAAGUAAUCCUUUAAUUUUUGUAUAGAUUCCAAAUACUUGUAAAGUUAAUUUAUCUUAAUAUGAAAAAAAAAACAACAAAUAAAUAUAAAUAGCAAAUUUUUUAAAAUUAAAUACAAAAAAAAAUUAAUUUUUUAUUUAUCUUUAAAUAACUUGGAAAAGAGUCUUUUUCUUUGAAAAAAUGAAACUAAAAACUACUAUAUUUAUGAGGCUGAAAAAAGGGUUUUGUAGCUUUGUUAAUUUAGUUUUUUAACUUAUUUUUGAUAAAAAAAAAAAA